Messenger RNA from Thecamonas trahens ATCC 50062, 896 nucleotides. RefSeq names its product inorganic pyrophosphatase. Gene Ontology annotation, molecular function: magnesium ion binding; inorganic diphosphate phosphatase activity. The record is from RefSeq and is a predicted model, not a curated record. Gene Ontology annotation, cellular component: cytosol; cytoplasm. Bases 23 to 841 code for a protein of 272 amino acids. The transcript has 2 exons. Gene Ontology annotation, biological process: phosphate-containing compound metabolic process. Lineage: Eukaryota; Apusomonadida; Apusomonadidae.
UUGGCUCCAUUCCUGCCGUACCAUGGCCGACACACCGAACACCAUCCCCGCACGUCUCGCUCACCUCGCCGACCAGCGCUCGGACUCUACCCUCCUGCGCCCAGACAAGGACGAUGACCCCAUGAAGAUUGUCGACCGCAUGUGGUCGCUCAUGGGCCUGCUCUACAAGCCGCAUCCGUGGCAUGGUGUCUCGAUCGGCAAGCACGCGCCCGAGACCGUCACUGCCUACAUCGAGAUCGUGCCGACCGACACUGUCAAGUACGAGGUCGACAAGCGGACUGGCUACCUCAAGGUCGACCGGCCGAACAAGUUCUCAUCGGUCUACCCAGCCAACUACGGCUUCCUCCCGCAGUCGUAUGCUGGCAAGCGCGUCGCCGCUCUCUGCAAGGAGGCGACCGGCCUCGACGUCGACGGCGACCAUGACCCGCUUGACAUCUUUGUCAUCUCGGAAAAGUCCAUCGGCCACGGCAACAUCAUCGUCGACGCCGUCCCCAUCGGCGGCAUCCGCAUGAUCGACGAUGGCGAGGCUGACGACAAGAUCAUCGCUGUCCUCAAGGGCGACGCCGUCUACGGCCACUGGACCGACGUCGAGGAGAUGCCCUCGUCCGUCACAGAUGCCAUCGUCCACUUCCUCUCCACCUACAAGCAGGCUCCGGGCGUCUCCGAGACAAAGGUCACCAUCGCAGAGGUCUACGGCCGCGAGGAGGCCCACAAGGUUAUUCUCGCCUCGGUCCAUGACUACGACGAGAAGUACGCCAACCUCCGCGACCUCCUCACCCAGACCAUCUUCCAGGCCGUCCUCUCCUCCGGCGCCACCCUCUCCGAUGACGAGUCCAUCUGAGCCUCUCACCUCCCGCUCGCCCGAGCACCUUCAUUGAACGACCCAAACCCCGGCA